UUGCACCUGCCUGCAUCUCCCAACUCCUCCGCCCCGUGCAACUGCCGGCAGCCAAGUGCCAUUAAAGCUGGCAACCAGGAGGAUGCCUCACCUGGGUCCCCUCUGCUGGGAGAGGCAGGGCAAGCCAGAGGAGAAUUCCCAGUGAAGGACUCAGAACUCUGCGAUUUCUCUUCUGUCACAGGCUGCGGAGCAUCCAAGGAACUGCUCCACGUGAGGUGUGUCCAGGGCAGGAGGAUGGGAGACAAGGAUUGAGAGUCACCGAAAUGGACAGAGGCAGCUGGCAUCUCAUUGGAAUUUUUAGAAGAUUGCUAUUUAAUGCCAUUCAAGUCCUGCCGAGCAUCAUUUCUGCAUGAAGACCACAAAAGGAUUACUUUACAGAAGCUGCUGCCAUUUUGAAGAGUGUGAUUUUGACUGUGAUUCAGAAAACAGGAUUUUUGUCAAUGAGGAAACAUCAGUGGUAAUCACCACUCUGGGAUCCAGAAGAGUCCAGUGACCAAGCAUGGCUUUCUCUUGGAGACUAAUUUUGUUCCUGUCUGUCACCAGGUGUCUUUCAGAAUACUCUGAAGCUCUCUCUGGCCUUUCCACGUCAUAUGCUGCUUUGCUAAGAAUUAAGAAAAGUUCAACCUCAUCUGCCUUUGGUUCCAAGUCCAGACCACGGUACAGCAGUCCUUCGUUAGGUACCCUGAGUGUUUCUCCACCUAGCUGGAGAGGGGCAGCUCAGCAGUACCACUCCCCGGUCAACCUUUAUCACUCCUCAGAUGCCUUUAGACAAGAUGAAAGUGUGGAUUAUGGGCCAGUAUUUAUGCAAGAACCUGAUGAUGUCAUUUUUCCAACGGAUUCCGAUGAAAAGAAGGUAGCCCUCAAUUGUGAAGUUCGUGGCAACCCAUCUCCUACUUACAGAUGGCUUCGGAAUGGAACAGAAAUCGAUCUGGAAAGUGACUAUCGCUACAGUCUGAUAGAUGGCACCUUCAUCAUCAGCAACCCAAGUGAACUCAGGGAUUCUGGGCUGUACCAGUGCUUAGCCACCAACACGUUUGGAAGUAUUCUGAGUCGAGAAGCCACACUGCAGUUUGCAUAUCUGGGAAACUUUAGUGGCCGGACGAGAAGUGCAGUCUCGGUGCGGGAAGGCCAGGGGGUUGUUCUGAUGUGCUCUCCGCCACCUCAUUCUCCAGAGAUCAUCUAUAGCUGGGUCUUCAAUGAGUUCCCUUCCUUCGUGGCAGAGGACAGCCGGCGGUUCAUAUCUCAAGAGACAGGCAACCUCUAUAUUUCUAAAGUGCAAACAUCAGAUGUUGGGAGCUACAUUUGUCUGGUGAAAAAUGCUGUGACGAACGCUCGCGUGCUCAGUCCUCCAACCCCGCUCACGCUGCGAAAUGAUGGUGUGAUGGGAGAAUAUGAGCCAAAAAUUGAGGUCCAUUUUCCCUUCACGGUCACAGCUGCUAAGGGCACAACUGUGAAGAUGGAAUGCUUUGCACUUGGCAACCCUGUUCCAACAAUCACUUGGAUGAAGGUUAACGGUUACAUUCCCAGUAAGUCCAGACUGAGGAAAUCCCAGGCAGUGCUGGAGAUCCCCAACCUGCAGCUGGAAGAUGCCGGGAUAUACGAAUGCACAGCUGAAAACUCCCGUGGGAAAAACUCUUUUCGUGGACAGCUACAAAUAUACACGUACCCACACUGGGUACAGAAACUGAAUGAUACCCAGCUGGACAGCGGGAGUCCUCUGCAGUGGGAAUGCAAGGCUACUGGAAAACCCAGACCCACAUACCGCUGGCUGAAGAAUGGAGCACCCCUCAUGCCACAGAGCAGAGUGGACACAGUUAAUGGAGUAUUGGCGAUCCAUAGUGUGAAUCAAUCAGAUGCUGGGAUGUAUCAGUGUUUGGCUGAGAAUAAAUAUGGAGCAAUUUAUGCCAGUGCCGAGCUGAAGAUUCUAGCCUCACCACCCUCCUUUGAACCGAAUCAAGUGAAGAAAUCAAUCAUUGUUACCAAAGACCGGGAAGUGCUCAUAGAGUGCAAACCCCAGGGCUCUCCAAAGCCAGCCAUCUCCUGGAGGAAGGGAGACAAGGCAGUGAGAGGGAACAAGAGAAUAGCUAUUCUUCCAGACGGAAGCCUGCGGAUCCUAAAUGCUUCUAAAGCAGAUGAGGGAAAGUACGUUUGCCAAGGGGUAAACAUCUUUGGUUCUGCGGAGAUUAUAGCUACUCUGUCUGUCAAAGAACCCACAAGGAUAGAGCUUACUCCUAAAAGAACAGAGUUAACUGUUGGAGAGAGCAUUGUCCUCAGCUGCAAAGCCAUCCAUGACUCUAGUUUGGAUGUCACUUUCUACUGGACACUAAAAGGACAACCUAUAGAUUUUGAGAAAGAAGGUGGACAUUUUGAAAGCAUCAGGGCUCAAGCAUCCUCUGCAGAUUUAAUGAUCAGGAACAUCCUUCUGAUGCAUGCUGGGAGAUAUGGCUGCAGGGUACAGACCACAGCAGACAGUGUGUCAGAUGAGGCAGAACUUCUUGUUAGGGGUCCCCCGGGGCCACCUGGAGUGGUCAUAGUGGAGGAGAUUACAGAAAGCACAGCCACCCUCUCAUGGAGUCCAGCCACUGACAACCACAGCCCCAUCUCUUCCUACAACCUUCAGGCUCGCAGCCCCUUCUCCCUGGGCUGGCAAACAGUGAGGACAGUCCCAGAAGUCAUCACAGGAGACAUGGAGUCAGCGAUGGCUGUGGACCUUAGUCCCUGGGUAGAAUAUGAAUUCCGAGUGGUGGCCAGCAAUCCCAUUGGGACAGGGGAUCCAAGCAUUCCAUCUCGAAUGAUCCGCACAAACGAGGCAGUUCCAAAGACGGCACCUAGCAACGUGAGUGGAAGAAGCGGAAGAAGGCACGAGUUGGUCAUUGCCUGGGAGCCAGUAUCAGAAGAGUUUCAGAACGGGGAAGGCUUCGGCUACAUAGUGGCAUUCAGACCCAAUGGAACACGAGGCUGGAAGGAGAAAAUGGUUACGUCUUCUGAGGCUUCCAAGUUCAUUUAUCGAGAUGAAAGUGUCCCACCUCUCACACCCUUUGAAGUCAAAGUUGGUGUUUAUAAUAAUAAAGGUGAUGGACCUUUCAGCCAGAUUGUAGUCAUCUGUUCAGCUGAAGGAGAACCUACUGCUGCUCCCACUGAUGUCACAGCGACCAGUGUGUCGGUGUCAGAGAUUUUUGUUGUAUGGAAACAUGUUAAGGAGAGUCUCGGAAGGCCACAGGGUUUUGAGAUUGGUUACUGGAAAGAUACGGAGCCCGAAGACUCUGCAGAAACAGUCAGAACCAGGGGGAAUGAGUCAUUCGUCAUGUUGACGGGAUUGGAAGGCGACACACUCUAUCACCUCACAGUCAGGGCUUACAAUGGAGCCGGAUAUGGGCCACCCAGCAGGGAAGUGAGCGCCACCACAAAGAGGCACCCCCCUAGCGAGCCACCUGGCAACCUCCGGUGGGAGCAGCAGGGUUCCCAGGUUUCCCUAGGCUGGGAGCCAGUCAGACCCCUAGCCAACGAGUCUGAAGUCAUGGGUUACAAGGUUUUUUAUAGGCAAGAGGGUCACAGCAAAAGUCAAGUUAUUGAGACACAGAAACCUCAAGCUGUAGUGCCUCUCCCUGAGGCUGGAGUCUACAUUAUUGAAGUUCGAGCGUACAGUGAAGGAGGGGAUGGAACAGCUAGCUCCCAAAUCAGGGUACCUUCAUAUUCAGGUGGGAAAAUCACGAGUGCUCAGUCAACCCUGCACUCUCUCUCCAAGUGCUCCUCAGUAACACUGCUCUUGGCUUUGAUGCUUCCUUCCAGUUCCUGGUGAAAGCUGCUCAUGCAGUGUGCUUUUCUUUGCUUUAGCUUGAGAAAGCGGCAGCAGACAGAACGCAGAAUGAAUGGAGACCGGGGUCCUGAGAAAAGCUUUGAAUACACGGGACUACAGACGGUGCACUCUCAGGAGUUUAGGGGGAGAAUAUGAGUUACCCAUCAGGUUUCUCUUUGGAUUUUGUAAAUGAAGAGGACAGUUCUUGGUCCAAUAAAAAUAUGCAGAUUGUAUGUAAUGAAA
Molecule: messenger RNA, 4039 nt
Organism: Grammomys surdaster
Lineage: Eukaryota; Metazoa; Chordata; Mammalia; Rodentia; Muridae
Gene: Cntn5
Product: contactin 5
Exons: 25
Coding region: 500-3799 (1099 amino acids)
Biological process (GO): cell-cell adhesion; brain development
Molecular function (GO): cell-cell adhesion mediator activity
Source: RefSeq, a predicted model, not a curated record